AUGGGUCACAUCGAGGUCAAAAGCCCAUCGUCGCUGGCGCACGUGGUGUUGCGUACACCAAAUUUCAAGGCAAUGAACGACUACUAUAAAACAUUCCUCGGCGCCAAGGCAUCGUACGAGAACGAGAUUCUUUCAUUAUUGACAUACGAUGAGGAACACCACCGCGUCGCGAUUGUCGCCGUCCCCGGUACUGGGCCUAAGGUGCCGAAAUCGGCUGGUCUUGAGCACAUUGCCUUUACCUUUAAUACCCUGGAUGAUCUUACACUGGCCUAUCGCCAGCGUAAAGAGGCUGGUAUUUUGCCGUCGUGGUGUGUGAACCACGGACCGACAACUAGCAUCUACUAUACCGAUCCCGAUGGCAACAUGAUCGAGACUCAGGUGGACAACUUCGAUACUGUCGAUGAGGCCAACGCUUUUAUGGCAUCUAGAGCCUUUGCAGAGAAUCCUAUCGGCACUGACUUUGAUCCCGAGGAGCUUAUACGGAGAUUGGAAAGUGGAGAGGAUCACCGGUCGAUCAAGAAGCGCAUCGAGAACGGCCCAAGAGGGUUACCAGAGUGGGCAUUGUGA
This is a messenger RNA of Fonsecaea pedrosoi CBS 271.37, 567 nucleotides long. RefSeq lists its product as uncharacterized. The record is from RefSeq and is a predicted model, not a curated record. The coding region runs from base 1 to 567 and encodes 188 amino acids. The transcript has a single exon. NCBI's taxonomy places the organism in Eukaryota, Fungi, Ascomycota, Eurotiomycetes, Chaetothyriales, Herpotrichiellaceae.